AGUGACAGCAACAGCGAGAAACGAGAAACAGGUUAGGAAGAAGACGACCGAAAGCGUUCUUCUGGCUCCGUGAAUCGUUCUGGUUUUUAUUUAAAUCAGUUUCGUUUCGCUGUUUUUUGUUUUUGUUUGUUUUUUUUUCCCUGCAAGUUUUCUAAGUGGGGACGAGACACCAGCAGUUUCCCAUAGAGACCCUGGGAGUAGACGGGAAGUAGGAUCCUUCUUUUUACUCUGUGCCGAAAAACAUUUCAGCCAGCUCCUUGCCAUGUCCGUUCCUGGUUACCCAGCCUCUCACAACCAGGGACCCUACCCCAUGCCUCAGAAAGGCGGCCAACCUGUAGCCCCUUAUCCAGUUCCUCCGGGGGGUUAUGGAGACCCGAGUCCAGCUCCUCCAGCUGGCUUCAACAUGGGCUACAAUCCAGGCCAACCUCCAGUCAUGUAUCAGCCAGGACCAGUAGGCCCAGCUCCGGGGCCGGAGUAUGGUGUCCCUCCAGGAGCAAUCUCCCCGGCCCCAGUCGGGGUUCCAGCUGCGGCCCCUGUUGGGGUCCCGCCAGGGCUUGAGUACCUCACACAGAUUGACCAGAUCCUGAUUCACCAAAAAGUGGAACUCCUAGAAGCAUUCAUCGGGUUUGAGACCAACAACCAGUAUGAGAUAAAGAACAGUCUGGGCCAAAAGAUCUACAAGGCCAAAGAGAAGAACGACUGCUGCACCAGGAACUGCUGUGGCUCACUGCGCAGCUUCGACAUGAAGAUCAAGGACAACAUGGACAGAGAGGUUAUCCGCCUCAUACGGCCUUUCCGCUGCGUCUCCUGCUGGUGUCCCUGCUGCUUGCAAGAGAUGGAGGUCCAGGCACCGCCCGGCACCACCAUAGGCUACAUCAAACAGGACUGGCACCCUUUCAUGCCGCGGUUUUCCAUCCAGGGAGCAAACAGGGAGACCGUGCUGAAACUGGAAGGGCCCUGCUUUGCCUGCAACUGCUGUGGGGACGUCAACUUUGAGCUGAAGGGGAAAGAUACUAACCAGCCCAUCGGUCGCAUCAGCAAGCAGUGGAGCGGUCUUCUGAAAGAGGUCUUCACUGACACGGACAACUUUGGCAUCCAGUUCCCACUGGACAUGGAUGUGAAGAUGAAAGCUGUGCUCAUGGGAGCCUGCUUCCUCAUUGAUUUCAUGUUCUUCGAGAAGGUUGGGGAGGCCAACCAGCGCAGCACCGUGUUUUCAUAACAGAGAAAAAAAUGGAGCUGAAAACAACAGCAUGGGAGCAAAGACUUUCUUAGUUAUGUGUACUCUGUCCAAUUUCUUUGUUUUUUUUCUUAAAUUCUUCACUCACUGGACUCCAGCUAUUACGGUGCCAGCCCCAGGAUCCUUUUAUACACACAUUUGGACCCAAAUGAGCUAAUGAACUCUUGAUUUUGGAUGCCGGCCAAGGAUUUUUUUCCAAUUUCAGUGACUGACACUGGCUGCCACGUUGCCAUUAUUACUUACAAUCAAUAAAGUCUGUAGACAAUUGAUUUAUUUUAGGUGAGUAGCCAGAACUGAGACUUAAUUCCUGCCAAAGAAAAUCAACCAACUCCUCAAUAUCUUUUUCAGUGCCUACAGCAAUAAAAUAAGAGUGGAUAACAACAUACAUAUUUCAAUUUGCUUUAUGCUACUUUUGCCUUGACAUUUAUGUUUUAGGUUUAUCGGAUAUUAUUACACUUGUACUCAUCCUUAUUGAAGAGACUACCUUAGAUUAAGUAUAAGUGCAAUACUUUUGUGGAUGUAGAAGCUAUAUUCAUUGCCUUGGUUUUUAGCCAUGCUAGUGGCUAGCCAAUGUCUUUGCCGAUCUGUCAGGCCACAACUUUGGUCUAGACUGAAAUAUUUUAACAACUAUUGGAUGGAUCGUAAUGAAAUUUCGCACAGACUUUCAACAUCCCCAGUGGACAAAUCCUACUUACUUUAGUCAUCCCUUCACUUUUCAUCUAGCACCAUCUUCAGGUCAAAAGUUUAAUUUGCCUAGUACUUGGGUUUAUGACCAAAUACCUGAAAAACUGAUGACAUUCCAUUCAGCCUCAGUUGUACUUUAUGUUAAGUGAUAACCAGCAAAUGUAAGUGUGUGAACAAGCUAAACUAAGAUGGUGAACACUGUAAAUAUUGCACCUACUAAACACCAGCAUGUUAGCAUGCUAAUAUUAGCAUUUAGCUCAAAGCAAUACUGUGCCCAAGUGCAGCCUCAUAGAGCCAUCAGCAUGGCUGACUUUUAUUCUUGUUAUAAAUUAACAAAAAAAAAAAUAGAAUAAUAAAAAAAAAUAUAAAAUAUAGAAUAUAGAAAAACCUGAGCAUUAGCCACAGUAAACAGGCUGUUGUUAUUUAGCUUAUAUAGUGAAGGGAUGGUUGUGACAUUGAGAGGAAUGGGAGGAUGUUUAAUAUCUUGUAGUGAAAGUUGUGAACAUAAAAGUUGAUACAUGCUGACAGUAUUUACCAAAGUGCCCUUUCUCUUCCUCAAAGCCCUAUGUGGCUUCAAGCCUAGUGCAUGUGCAGUGUAAAUGCUCUCACACCUCUCCUGUGUUUUAGUUGUGGCCAUGGAGACUGACGCCAAAGCCGAACCUCCCUGUCCAAUUUCUCUAGAUACCACUGUGUUGAACUGGAGCCAGGUUAAACAUAUAGGCAAGAGACAAUGUGGGUAAAGGUUAAAUGGAAAGAAAUUUUGAGUAAAAGAGAAAUAGGAAGUAAAUAGAAAGCAGUUAUUGAGGUUAGUGAAUAUUAAUAUGACGUGGGAAAACCACACGAGUGUGUAGUGUGUGAAGUAGUUUUUUUGCAGUAAGCGACCUGAAUGUAAACCUGUGAUAUUUGGUAUGUUUUCAGCUCAUUUGCUGUGCUUUUGUGCUCUAGACUUAUUGUAAAAUGGCAGGUUAAAGUUUGCAAAUGUUGCUUGUUCUGAAUUUAAUAAUCCUCCUCAUUUUUAUCAGUCUCAUGUAAAUAACAUUGUGUAUCUAUUAUGACACUUGAUUGUCACUAUUACUCUCAAAUCCACUUGUGUGUCAUUGCGUGUGUGUGUUUGUGUAUGUAUGUAUAUUUAUAUAUAUUCACACACACACACACACACACACACACACACACACACACACACACACACACACAUAUAUAUAUAUAUCAAAUAUGCUAAAGGACGUACAAUACAUUUAAUGCAGUUUUUUGUUCAUUGACUCAUGUUAAUCUGCAAAUCUUGCUUUUUUGCACCAGUUAUAUCUGCAGCCAGAAUUAGCAAUACACAUGUUUCCUGUGUUUCUCUCAAAACUCUUUUGUACCAUUUUCCUGUAACUCUUGUGUCUUGUGAUUGUUAAAUAUUUUUUAUUUUUUAUUUUUUUUUACAGAAACAAAAAACACCCUGUGAUUCAGAAAUAAAACAA
Messenger RNA from Xiphias gladius (swordfish), 3384 nucleotides. Its product is annotated as phospholipid scramblase 2-like. Gene Ontology annotation, cellular component: plasma membrane. The record is from RefSeq and is a predicted model, not a curated record. Gene Ontology annotation, molecular function: phospholipid scramblase activity. The coding region runs from base 263 to 1219 and encodes 318 amino acids. The transcript is spliced from 8 exons. Gene Ontology annotation, biological process: plasma membrane phospholipid scrambling. Lineage: Eukaryota; Metazoa; Chordata; Actinopteri; Istiophoriformes; Xiphiidae.